AAGAAGUUACAGAUAAACUUCAUAACGCUAAGUACUGGAAAAGGCCACUCUCAGAGUGGAACUUAAAUACUUAUGAGCAGUUUUACGCCGAACAACAUCCAAAGGAGUCGAAAGAAUCAUUCCGUCGUGUUCUUGGAAAAGAGAUAGAAGUGCUGAAAAAACACUUGAAGCGAAAUUCAAAAGAAGGUCUAAAGUUAUCGGAUUUAAAAAGUCAAUUAAAGGUUAGUAUCUUUAUACGUUUUCAGGAAUGUAGAGAUAUUGACGAGAAUAGCAAAGAUGUGCUACGCUCUGGUCUGCUGAUUUUGGAGGAGAAAUCGGCUAUGUGCCUUCCUUAUGGUAGAUCUUUACUCACACACACUGUUCAAGGCACAAGAAAAGAAAACUUUCCGCCAAAAAGAAGUAAUGUCGUUAUUGAAGAGGCAGAAGGAGAGAGGGCAUCAAAAAGAAAACGAACUCAUUGUCAGUCUUGUAAUGUUUUUGAUAAGAACGAAAUUAUUAAGAAUAUGCUACAAGAGUCAAAGAACGAGUGGUUAGUGUGUAAUAUAAAUGUUACAAAAAAAUUCCAUGAAUAUCAGCAAAAAGCUCUUGAAAAACUUCAUUCAACCGGAUUAACCUGGCACGACACAUACGAAAUCUUGGCGCUCUCAUCAAUAAUGGUGCUUGACCAAUGUUGCCCCUAUUCAAAUUUCACAAAUGAAGAAUGGCAGAUGAUAAUCGAAACGAACCCAUAUACAAUACGCGAGCCAGUAUUAUCAACCCCAGUGUCCAAUGCUUUUCAUGAAGCCGUUAUCAAACACCUGUCAGGCCAAGACAGUUACAUGCAUCCGGAUGAAACUCUGCUGAGUAGAGCUUCCUCAAGAACUUUCAAUGAGCUACGAGAAAAUGUGCCCAAUAUCGCGCCUAGGACUAUGUCUGAACAAGAACAUUGCUCAAAGUUCCUCCAUCCAUUUAUAAAUCCGAUCUUCUUAAGAAGAAAUAAAGAUUAUGAAGUACGGUUGGAUCGCUCAGUAAAAGGAACCAAACUAAGACCGGAUCUUUCCUGCACCGUAGAUGGGAUCUCUGUGUUAAAUUCUGAAAUAAAACCGUUGGGUUGUGGUCCUUUAAAUCAAAAAAAGGAUAUUGUAAAAUCCCAUCUACAGGCAGGAAAGACCAUAAAUCAAUUUUUAUCCUUAAAAGGCGGCCCAGAAGAAUCGGCAAUAUUUCUUAAUUGUGGUGAUAUCGUCCAAACAUAUAUCAUGGACUUGCAAUACGAUGGAAUAUAUCGAUCAUGGGCGUACCUCAAAUCGAAAUUGGUGAUAGAUGAACUAAGCUUACCCUUGGUCGAGUCAAAUUUUGCUCAUUUUGUAGCCUUAGAGGGAGCCAAUCACACUGCAUCAACAAAUUCAUUAUGUGCGCAAUAUUCCAGAUUUUUAUCAGAUCAAGGAUAUUGUAGGGUUUGUUUAGAAUUUCUAGCUUGUAAUCGUACCCAAAAUACUGCAUGUACAAUUUACUAA
Messenger RNA from Funneliformis caledonium, 1493 nucleotides. The record is from the annotation of a GenBank genome assembly. Lineage: Eukaryota; Fungi; Glomeromycota; Glomeromycetes; Glomerales; Glomeraceae.